This is a messenger RNA of Carassius auratus (goldfish), 3097 nucleotides long. RefSeq names its product atlastin-1-like. The record is from RefSeq and is a predicted model, not a curated record. NCBI's taxonomy places the organism in Eukaryota, Metazoa, Chordata, Actinopteri, Cypriniformes, Cyprinidae. Gene Ontology annotation, molecular function: GTP binding; GTPase activity. The transcript has 14 exons. The coding region runs from base 152 to 1831 and encodes 559 amino acids.
GCCACUGCGCGAUCUAAUGAUGCGCUACACAGUCGUUUCAGAUGAGAAUGAGCCUCCAUCGCUGGCUGCUGAUUUCCAGGAUCGCAUUCGUCUAAUGAUCGCUGUUUAGAACCGAGUCGACCCGAAUACAGAACGAAACACCCAGUGCGACAUGGCACGAGACAAAAAGGACAGAGACAGCUGGGGGUCUUUCGUGGAUAAAAACGUGUAUGACUGGAGCUCAGAGGAGGAGGAGACAGACGGACGGGCACGUCCCGUGCAGGUGUUGGUGGUGAAAGACGACCACACGUUUGAGCUGGACGAGGCUGCGCUCAGUAAGAUCCUGCUGGCUGAAGAGGUCAGAGACAGAGAGGUAGUGGCCAUCUCUGUGGCAGGAGCCUUCCGCAAGGGCAAAUCCUUCCUCAUGGACUUCAUGCUGCGUUACAUGUACAGCCAGGCCAGUGAUGAGUGGCUGGGAGACCCGGACGAGCCACUGACGGGAUUCUCAUGGAGAGGAGGGUCAGAGCGGGAGACCACUGGCAUUCAGAUCUGGAGUGAAGUCUUCCUGGUGGACAAACCAGAUGGUAGCAAGGCGGCAGUGCUGCUGAUGGAUACUCAGGGGACCUUUGACAGCCAGUCCACUCUCCGUGACUCAGCUACUGUAUUUGCCCUCAGUACCAUGAUCAGCUCUAUGCAGGUGUACAACAUAUCUCAGAAUGUUCAGGAAGAUGAUCUUCAGCAUCUGCAGCUUUUCACUGAAUACGGCAGACUGGCCAUGGAAGAAACAUUCCUCAAACCAUUUCAGUCGAUGAUCUUUCUGGUGCGGGACUGGAGCUUUCCAUAUGAGUUUCCCUAUGGACAGGAAGGAGGAAUGAAAUUUCUGGAGAAAAGAUUGAAGAUCUCAGAGAAUCAACACGAGGAGCUGCAGAACGUGAGGAAACACAUCCAUUCCUGCUUCACCAACGUCUCCUGCUUCCUCAUGCCACACCCGGGACUCAAGGUGGCCACAAACCCACACUUUGACGGCAGAUUGAAGGAGAUUGAUCAAGAGUUUAUCAAUAAUCUACAAGUGCUUGUUCUGUGGUUACUAAGCCCCAAAAAUCUGGAUGUAAAGGAGAUAAACGGAAGCAAAAUCACCUGCCGUGGACUUCUGGAGUACUUCAAGGCAUAUAUCAAGAUUUACCAGGGAGAGGAGCUGCCACAUCCGAAAUCCAUGUUACAGGCCACAGCGGAAGCAAAUAAUCUGGCCGCAGUGGCUGCAGCUAAAGAUCUUUACAACAAGAAGAUGGAGGAGGUGAGUGGAGGAGAUCGGCCUUUCCUUGCACCGAGCGAGCUACAGGCGCGUCACUUGAACAUCCGUGAUGAGGCGUUGACGUUGUUUCGUAGCGUGAAGAAAAUGGGUGGGGAGGAGUUCAGCCGGCGUUACCUGCAGCAGCUGGAGGCGGAGAUCGAUGAGCUGUUUGUGCAGUACAUCAAACACAAUGACUCCAAGAACAUCUUCCACGCGGCACGAACACCCGCGACGCUGUUCGUGGUGAUCUUUGUGAUGUACGUGGCCGCAGGGAUCACGGGGUUCGUGGGUGUUGACAUCAUCGCAAGCAUCUGCAACAUGGUGUUGGGCUUCGCUCUCAUCACUCUGUGCACCUGGGCGUACAUCCGCUACUCAGGAGAAUACAGAGAACUGGGCGCCGUCAUUGACCAGGUGGCCGGAGCGCUGUGGGACCAGGGAAGCACUAAUGAGGCUCUGUAUAAGCUGUACAGUGUAGCGGCAAACCACAGGCAGUUGUGUAAUCACGCCUUCCCUGGACACCAGACUGACCAACAGCCUGAGCAGGACAAGAAACAAAACUGACCCCCCAUGGCUUCACACAGACGCACCGUGGACAGAGACAGUGGAGCGUCCAGUCAGAGCGAGAAAGAGACGAGAGACUGUUCGGCACUACAGCAGAAACAUAUCACUACAAUCACACAUCACAUCAACAUCCUGCACCUACAGUUCAGGCCCAGGGUCAGACAGAGAAGACGCUGGUGUGGAGACUGUGUCGCUUGCGCCUGCAUUAGAAAAUCACAGUAUUAGUUCUGUCAGUUCACCAUUUUGCCAUCUUCUCACUGUAAAUACUGAUACUCUCUCUGACACUCACAUGAAAGCAGUCUGUUCUUAUUUUGUAAUGGAUGUUGUAUGUUGAGUUCAGUGCUAUUUAUAAGGGAAUAAAACACUAAAUGUUUAAAAACACAAGUAUUAGUCAUUAUCAUAGGCCGAACCAUGUGUUGCAGUGAUUUCACCUUCCAUCCCAUCAUAUUUGGGUCGGUAUCAUUGUCCAUUGUUUGUUUCAGAGGCAUAAAAACUGAAACAAACUCAUUGGUAAUCACAGUAGAGCUCAUGGGCUACUAUUUGCAUUUGCCAAGUGUUUCCAUAACAGAAAAUCACCAUGAAAAAAAUUUAUCCAGCUAAUGCUCAUGAUGCGGUCACAUUUAUAAAGACUUCUUUUGAACAAUAAAGGGAUAUUUGUGGCGGUUCUGUUGAUGGAGUUGAAUCCAUCGAAGACAAACUGUUAUUGAUGUAUUUAGGAAAAAAAUGUGUGCUUCUAGACAAUUUAUAAAUCAUAGCAACUUUCCAGAAACUAUUGUAUAUUCACAUUAAGAAUCAAUCUACAUACAUCUUUAUAAAUGAGGACCUCUGUCUUUAUGGAAACCCAUAGUCUAUCACAAUCAUUAACCAAACACAUUUUAGAGCUAAUAAAACAAAGUUACUGGCAUGAGGGCAAAAGUUAGCAUGCUACAAUUCAUCAUGGCAGUUUUUGCUUUUAUGAAUCUCACAUUUCCCCCCUCACUUUUAAUGUAGGAAGAAAUCCAUGGAUUUUAAGAAUUGAGGCCCUAGAGGAUUCCUUUCGAUGCUACUAAGGAUUGGCUUUUUCGAACAGUAACAUUUUGAUAAUGUCUCUCUCUCUCUCUCACACACACACAAUACAAAGUCCUGGUUUAUUUAGUGUUGAUGCUCAAAAUAGAUUUUACAGUCAUUAUAACUGAAAAAUACAGGCAAAACUAAAAACAAAUGCCGUAGGCUCAAACACUUCAUACAAAGGGAAAUAUUAACUUUUAAAUAUAAGCAGCAAAUUCC